AUGGAUCCUAACGUGGAUAACAAGGCUGAUGUUGUCAAGAGGAGCAAAGAGGAGAAGAAAGUUCUCCGAAAACAAAUAAAAGCCAGUCACACUUUACUGAAACAUGAAGGCAUCAGCACGACGUCGCAGCCGACCAAGAGUCUGGUGGUGGCUAACGGCGGCCUGGGGAACAGCGUCAGCCGGGAGGAGCUCUCUGCCGUGCUGAAAGAGAUGGGAGAGGUGGAGACUCUGGUUAUGCCAUCUCACAAGCCUUAUGCUUUUGUCUCAUACAGGUCAGAGGAGAGUGCUCGGAAAGCUCACGUCCACCUUAAUGGCCGAAAGCUGCAGUGUGGAGAUAACAGCGUCACACUCUAUCUCAUUUUUGUUGACUCAGUAACCUGUGAGGAGGAGACGUCCGUCCCGUUGCCAGAGGGUUUGGUCUUGGUGGAGGACUUCGUGUCUCUAGAGGAAGAGGCUCUGCUGCUAGCCGCCGUAGACUGGUCGCACGCUAAUGAUGAUGUCACCGCUCAAAAAGCUCUGAAGCACAGAAGAGUCAAACAUUAUGGAUUUGAAUUUCGCUAUGACAACAACAACGUGGACAAAGACAAGCCGUUACCUGCAGGUCUACCCGAGGAGUGUCAGCCUAUUCUGCAGCGGUGUGUGAAGCUCGGACACAUGGACGUCACGCCAGACCAACUGACUGUCAACCAGUACGAGUCGGGACAGGGUAUUCCUCCUCAUGUUGACACCCACUCUGCCUUCGAGGACACCAUCAUGUCACUGAGCCUGGGUGCAAAGACGGUGAUGGAGUUUCGCCAUCCUGACGGCCGUGUUGUUCCAGUGUUGUUGCCAGGACGCAGCCUUCUGGUGAUGAAAGGAGAGAGUAGAUAUCUCUGGACCCAUGGGAUUACUCCUCGAAAGUUUGAUAUGGUGCCAACCUGCAACCCACAAUCCCCUACUGAUGCAACAUCUGACUCUGGGAUCCACAGCAAUCUCACCCUGAGCAAGAGGGGCACCCGCACUUCCUUCACUUUCCGCAGGAUCAGACAUGAACCGUGCCGCUGUGCCUUCCCCUCUGCCUGUGACAGUCAGGGAGCUUCCUCAGUACCGUCGACCUCUCCGCCAUCUCCCCCCUCACUUCCAGGUUGCCAUGCCGACGCAGCCCGUCUGGAGGAAGAGUAUGUGCACCGGGUGUACAACACCAUCGCCUCCCACUUCAGCAGCACUCGACACUCCCCCUGGCCUCGCGUUUGCCACUUCCUGUCCUCGCUCCCACCUGGAAGUGUGCUGGCUGACGUCGGCUGCGGGAAUGGGAAAUACCUCGGCGUCAACCCAGAAGUGACUGCUGUGGGUUGCGAUCGUAGCAGUGCUCUUAUCCAAAUCUGUGCAGAGAGGGGUUUCCAGGCAUUUGUGUCGGAUGCGCUCAGUGUCCCGCUACGAACAGCCUCCUGCGAUGCCUGUAUCUCCAUAGCUGUCAUACACCACUUUUCCACACAGGAGCGUCGGCUGGCAGCAGUGAGGGAGCUGUUGAGACUCUUGAAGCCUGGAGGUCGAGCGCUCAUAUAUGUUUGGGCUUUUGAACAAGAGUACAAGCAGCAGAAGUCCAAGUACCUCAAAGACUGCAACAAAGAGCAUCCUGGGAACCGCAGCCCGAACGACAGCAUGUCAGAAGACAGCCAGACGCCUGAUGGGAAUAAAAGUGAACAUGCCGACGGACAUUUAGAAGAUGACAGCGAAACACACACAGCGACCCACAAGCCUGCAGACAACACAUCAGAUGUCAGCAAAGUGACUGAUGGGAAACUUAGUGUGCACACGAAUCGCACCGCCUUUAACACUCAGGAUCUGUUAGUUCCCUGGCAUCUGAAAAAAGGAGGAGGAAAAAAGGAGGGAGAGUCAGGAGAAGGUGUAAAGAAGGAUAAACGGAAAGAUAAAUCUCACCCAAGCGGUCACAACUCCAACUCUGAUUCCAGUCCAGGUUUUGACAUCAACAAAUCUAAACCCAGUCCAAGUGGCGACACGACUCAGGUGUCCAGCUGCAGUGUAAAGUCAGAGCCCGAGCCCGAGAGCGUCCCGCCACCGGUCUUCCACCGCUAUUACCACGUCUUCCAGCAGGGGGAGCUGGAGCAGCUGUGUGUUCAGGUAGCUGGAGUCAAAGUGCAGAGCAGCUACCACGAUCAGGGAAACUGGUGCGUCAUAUUAGAGAAAGACUGAAGGAGAAGAAUGAACUGAUGAAUCUAUGAAUGAUUGCUCGAACAAUUUAUGAAUCAUGACAAUUAAUGCUAU
This is a messenger RNA of Scomber japonicus (chub mackerel), 2265 nucleotides long. It is a transcript of the gene alkbh8, whose product is annotated as alkB homolog 8, tRNA methyltransferase. Gene Ontology annotation, molecular function: 2-oxoglutarate-dependent dioxygenase activity; S-adenosylmethionine-dependent methyltransferase activity; tRNA binding. Gene Ontology annotation, biological process: tRNA wobble uridine modification. The record is from RefSeq and is a predicted model, not a curated record. Bases 1 to 2193 code for a protein of 730 amino acids. Gene Ontology annotation, cellular component: cytoplasm; nucleus. Lineage: Eukaryota; Metazoa; Chordata; Actinopteri; Scombriformes; Scombridae. The transcript is spliced from 12 exons.